AUGCUGCGAGAGCCCGGUGAAUCGUGUCGCGAUUCAUCUCCUGAUACCACUGCUCCUCUUUCUCCUGUUCCACGUCGGAGUGCCAUCCCCAUUCGUGUCCGCCGAGACACUACCACGGCGGAGGAAUCUUUCUCUACCGAUUCUCCAAGUGUGCAGACUCGAGGUAUCAGGCUCCUCAGUGGCUCUUCCAGUUACUCCAGCUUCUCGAGCCAGCCGCAUAGAGGCGGCGAUAAUCACGAUAAACUGACAACCAUCUCCGAGAAAAGCCUGGAUGUCCUUGCUGGCUCCACUGGCUCCAUCUCACACGAUAGCGAUUCAGAUCCUGCUUCCAUCCGCAGAGGUCCAACAGUGCGCAUCUCCAGCUCGGCUGAUCGUUACAUCUUGGGCCAUGAAACUGGUCGCCCUCACACUCGGCCUGAGGCUUAUCAAUCGGGCAACGUCUAUUAUCCCCGUGUCAUCCAGGCAGACAGCCCGUCCAAUGAGACCGAAGACGGUGGUGGUCUCAGCAUCGGCCAAGAGUCUGGGUACGAUGCCGAUGACGAGCCGCACUUGUCCACUCCAGACAGCCUUCAUAACAUCCCUCGAACCUCCAAUGAUGACGAAACUUAUCCCCAGCAUGGCAUCUCUCCUGGUCAUUCGUACUCUGGCGUCAGAAUUGGAAUAGGACAAGCAGCUCGGCAUAAUCCGCAGCACGUCAUGGAGCGUCGGCUUGUUCUGGGACCCGUUAUUGCUGGACCGCCACGUAGGCCAUUUUUGGGAUUUUCUUCGCAUCCUCCAGACGCUCAGGGUCCGCCAUCCAGUGACCUAUCUCCAAAGCUCCCUUCUUCUCCGCGUCGGCCUUGGGUAGGGAAUCCCUCUCGCCUCUCAGGCAUGGAGCCUCGCAAUCACGGUGGCCAGUCUUCUGCGAGCGAUGAUCCAUUCAGUGCGCCGCCUAUUGACCUGCCAAUUCGAUGGAGCUUUGCCGAGACCCAGGGCUCUGUUUAUUCUUGGCAUAAAGACCCUCACAGCCAGUCUCCAGAGAGUCCUAUUGUCUUACGUCGACCUCUUGCAGGAUUCUCAUCAUAUGCUUCGGAUACCGAGAAUCAGAGCCGUGGAGGCCAGACCUCUGAAAGUGAAGACCUCUUCCUUGGGCCGCCGACUUAUCGACUGUCUGCUGUGACAUCUUCUCGAAGCUCUCCACAAGUUGAGACUCUCAGUCACGACGACAAGUCUUUUGGGCCUAAAGAGUUAUCUUAUGGACUGCCUCUUCGGCGAAAGCAGGUUCCUCGAGCUUCUCCAAGUCCUCCGAGCAAGUUCCCACGCAGUGGUGGCUCACCUCCGUUGGCUCGUGGUUCACCCAGCUCCCAACAACUGCCGCAGACGUCAUCAGGUGCCACGCUUAACAACUGCCCUGUCGUUGACCAAGGUAGCAGCCCGACUGGACCUGAGGAUCUUGCUUCGACUGCAGCUUCUGCAAGUCAAGUGGGAACCACUCAGCACCGUUCUCGCACCACAUCGCGCAACCCCCUCCUCGAUUUUGUCGAUACCGAGUCAGGAGGGCGGCCCAUUGCUCUUGGGACCAGUGCAAUCAUCCCAACACUGCGUAGCAAUCUCACAUUUAACGACAUCGUCACGCGUCACCCCGAGAUCGAUGGAACAGUCAUCCAGACCAAUGUCGCCCGAGUCACCGAGCGCCGUAGCGCGGGUCUAGUCGGUAACCUGCGCCACGUUUUCUCGCGCAACAGGGCCGAACGGCGAGACCCGACAUUCGAGAUUGUCAACACUCGCACGACCUCGCGGAGCAGAAGAAGCAGCAGCCGGAAGGAACCCAGGAAUAAGCUCGCACGGACCAUCCGCGCCUCUGCCUCGACGGCGGCACUGCCUCGCCUAGGCGUGGGCCUCCAACGUCGUGCGCCUUCACUGCCUCAUCUAUCAACCACUGCCCCAGCCCUCUCGACUAGCCUCCCCGGUGAGCGGGAUUCACAACCCCGCAUUCGCGCCGUCAGGUCCGGUUCGUUCAUCCCACGAACCGGCCACCCUCACUACAAGGGACCGGCGGCGCGCAUCAGGGCAACACGCGUGGUGAGUGAGGGCGGCGAUGUGGAGCCACGCCGAGUACAAGCGUGCCUCCAGGCCCUCGAGGAGAUGCUGGUCCAGGAGAUGGACCUGGACGAACGGAGAAGUUUGCUGUCGGUAUGUUAUAUUCCCUCCCAUCUCUCCAUUCUCGGAUCUACGUACACACAACGAAAGAAAGAAUUAAAAAGCUAA
Penicillium lagena is the source of this 2247-nucleotide messenger RNA. RefSeq lists its product as uncharacterized. The coding region runs from base 1 to 2247 and encodes 748 amino acids. Lineage: Eukaryota; Fungi; Ascomycota; Eurotiomycetes; Eurotiales; Aspergillaceae. The transcript has a single exon. The record is from RefSeq and is a predicted model, not a curated record.